Messenger RNA from Zophobas morio, 972 nucleotides. Its product is annotated as zinc finger protein 658B-like. Gene Ontology annotation, biological process: regulation of transcription by RNA polymerase II. The transcript has a single exon. Gene Ontology annotation, cellular component: chromosome. Gene Ontology annotation, molecular function: chromatin insulator sequence binding. Bases 1 to 972 code for a protein of 323 amino acids. NCBI's taxonomy places the organism in Eukaryota, Metazoa, Arthropoda, Insecta, Coleoptera, Tenebrionidae. The record is from RefSeq and is a predicted model, not a curated record.
AUGUUCGUGAAAUCUAACGUUGUUCAGAAAUGCCAGGUUUGUCCCUACUUCACAACAUUACCAUUUUUGAUGGUAAAGCACGUUGGACGACAUCACUCUUCGCUGGUAUCGUUUAUCUGCGAAAACAAUUUGGAAAUUUAUUGUUGCAACAACUGCAACUUCCAGACCAGUCUUACCAUUCUUUUUAAGGAACACAUUAAAAAGUGCCACUUGAAUCAAACAAAUAACCUGAAAAAUCCACCUGAUUUCCAGAAUUACAGUUGCAAAAAUUGUAGCUUCGAAACCUAUUUUACACUAAAGUCGCUACAGCACAACACAAUAUGUCAACAAAGCAACUGUUCAAUAGGUGAACACGAGGACAACAAGUCUGCAAAGUUCCACAUAAUAAGAGAUGCUUCAGGUUGGUACAACUGCGAUCACUGUGACUACAAAACCACCCACAGACGCACCCUCAGAACCCACAGAUACGUUAGACACAUAGACCCUAAAGACAUCAAGUGGCGUCAGUGUGAAAAGUGUUCCUUUAAAACCAAAACUAUACCGUGCUUAAAAAGUCACAUGAAGCGCAAACAUGCAGACGACAAAAACACCAAAUGGCAUCAGUGUGACAAAUGUUCGUACAAAACGCGGAUCAAAAACUAUUUAACAGCUCACAAAUAUAGUCAUACGGACGAGAGUGACAUCCAAUGGUACCAAUGUAAUCUCUGUUCCCACAAAACCAAAAUGAAAAGAUAUUUGAGACAACACAUACACAACAAACAUUCAGAUGGUAAAAGGUGGUAUCAGUGUGAGAAGUGUGCACACAAAACUAAAUAUAAGGGUGCCAUGACAGUGCACAUGAAAAAUAUACACAGUGUAGUUGAGCGACUGCAGUGUGAAAAGUGUUCACUCACGCUGAAGAAUGAGGACUGCUUAAAAGCGCACAUGCGUAAGUCGCAUCAAGACAGAAAAAAAACACUAGUGAAGUUAUGA